CAUAAGUGUUCACUGACUGCAGUGAUGAUGGCAGCCUCUGCAGAUGUCCACGUACGAAUAUGUGAGCAAGAAAUCAUCAAGUAUGACUUAGAAAUAAAAGCUUUCAUCCAGGAUGUCAGUGAAUGCACCGGACCACAAAGCAAACUGACAGAUUUAAAUUAUAAAGUGAAAGAAAAAUUUAACAAUCUCAGACAACGGAUCCAGGAUCUGGAGCAAAUGGGAAAAGAACAAGACAAAGAGUCUGACAAGCUGGCCCUUCUCAAUAAAGUAGAAAGACAUCAGAAACAGAUGCUUAGUAAUCAAACAGCAUGGAGAAAGGCAAAUCUUGCCUGUACAUUGUCCAUCGAUAAACUGGAGAAAGAAGAUUUAUUAAAUUCAGAGAACAUGUCUGUAAGACACAGAAAAAUGACAAAAGAGAGCCUGGCUCAGACCUCCAGUGACAUAACCGAGAGUUUGAUGAGCAUCAGUCGGAUGAUGUCACAACAAGUUCAGCAGAGUGAAGAGACCAUGAGCUCACUUGCAACUUCAUCAAGGACAGUGCAGGAAACUCACGAAGAGUUUAAAGCUAUGUCAGGAACCAUACAGCUGGGCCGAAAACUCAUCAUUAAGUACAAUCGGCGGGAACUUACAGAUAAGCUGCUUAUUUUCCUGGCUCUCGCUCUCUUCUUGGCUACAGUAUUGUACAUUCUGAAGAAAAGACUAUUCCCUUUCUUUUGAGAAAAAACCAAAAUAUGCAUAAAAUGUUGUAUAUGACAGUACAGGUUAAAUGUCCACAUCGUUUCAAAAUGAAGAGAAUUGCACAUUGAUAUAUAUAUGUAUAGUUUACACAAAGUGAAAAUUCAUGUCAUCAUUACUCACCCUCAUGUUGUUUUAACAACGUACAAGUUUAUUUACCAGCGUCUUGUGUUACACUUAAUGGGUGAGCUAUGCUUUUUAAGCUUUUUCUUUUUUUGUUAAAUUUUGCUUUAUUCUUUAUGAUUUAAAGGACUGAGAGACUAUAAAGUCACCACAAAGUAGAAAAUCUAGUUUUUACUAGUAAAUCUGUAACUAACUUGUAGUUGGAUGUCAUAUGUGUCAUUCUUUAAUUUAUGUACCAUAACUCGUUAUUACUGUAAAUAAAUAUUUAAUAUAUUUAUUU
This is a messenger RNA of Paramisgurnus dabryanus, 1138 nucleotides long. RefSeq names its product BCL2 interacting protein 1a (gene bnip1a). Lineage: Eukaryota; Metazoa; Chordata; Actinopteri; Cypriniformes; Cobitidae. Gene Ontology annotation, cellular component: SNARE complex; endoplasmic reticulum. Gene Ontology annotation, biological process: retrograde vesicle-mediated transport, Golgi to endoplasmic reticulum. Gene Ontology annotation, molecular function: SNAP receptor activity. The record is from RefSeq and is a predicted model, not a curated record.